AUGACCCAAAAGCCAAACAUGAGUUCCGCCGCUGCAUCCGCCCGGAAGAGUGCCUUGGCCAUGGAAACCGGCCGGAUUGAUUGGAAGGAAGCCUUCCUCUUUUUCUACUGGGAUGCCAAGAAACUCCGCACUCGCCCCAAGGAGGGCCACAUUAUUGACAGGUUGAUUGUCGAGUUCUUCCAGCAGACGAGGCCAUCCAUGGCGGACGAGGGUCCCGUCCUCAACUGGGAUAUGACCCUGUUUAGGCUCAUGAAUGCGUUACGCAGACAGCUCGGCUUCGACACCACAUCCGAGGUCACUCCAUCAACCUACCUUUUUCUCAGCCACAUCGAUCCUCGAGACACUUGGAACAAGCCACCAUUUGUAGACUGGGUGCGCCUCGAGACUGAAAGCCAAAUUCUAUUCACGUACGCGAAUAACACAAUUACCCGGUUUCUCGAUCAUCUCGUUAUUGAAGCCUACGGGCGGCAGCGAGCACCGUGGACGUUGUACAACCCGUACCUGAAAACUUUUCAAGAGGCCCACGACCUUGAAGACUGGAGCGUACCUUUGCCAUUCGGCCACGCAGCUGAGAUGUUAUCGCAUAUUUCAUGGCCAGAGGGCUCCCUGAUCGCGGAUAGCGCCGGGCUUGUACACCCCCAGACCCACGAGAUCCGUUUCGACAUCUCCCUCGGGUCAUCUCACCGCUCUGCCGUACUCGGCUUUCCCAUCGAUGAAUUGACGAACCAUCGGAUAAUGAACCUUACAAAGCGCUACUACACGGCCAUGCUCCUUUGGGUGGCUGAGAUGACCACGGGAGGGGCGUUUGAGUCCCUCCCUGGCCUGUUGAUCGCCCAAUUCAAGGGUUGGGUGAAGGCAAAUGAGGACGAAGACAACGACGAAUCUUUGGCUGUGGCGAAGAGCCUUUGGGAAGCGUACAGAAAGGUCGGCUUGCAACCAUUCUAUGGCGAUGUCAAUAGUGCCUCUAGCGGAUCGUCAAGCCGUCCAUGGGCUGAUGUAUCCUCUGAAAAUUUCGUGGAGACAAAGAAGCCGUCUGGGAGUGGUUAUUUCCAAGUGAAAGAAGGGGCCGAGUUGCCAUUGGAGCUCCGCAUCCAGUCUCCUAGUGACAAGAAACAUUACUUCAAGAACCUCUAUUUCAGAGGCCAUGACGAGGACGAGGAUCUGAGGCAAAACCUUCCUGGCGACCAGUCACUCUAUGGCCCACGGCAAUAG
Molecule: messenger RNA, 1212 nt
Organism: Colletotrichum orchidophilum
Lineage: Eukaryota; Fungi; Ascomycota; Sordariomycetes; Glomerellales; Glomerellaceae
Exons: 4
Coding region: 1-1212 (403 amino acids)
Source: RefSeq, a predicted model, not a curated record